AUGGACGUGCACAUGGAAACUCUCACUGCCGCGGAGCUCAAGGCCCUCCUUCCGGCGUUGUCGACGUGGCGCGACACGUACGUGCCCACCAGCGAGUGGAACGCGUACAACCACACGGGGUCAACCAGCACGGCUCCUUUGUACGCGAGGAGCAUGGAGGGCGAGAAAGUACGUUUGGAGUACACUGACAAAACGGGCCGGGCUCAGACACACAUACUGAAUCAGUGCCCGCAGCACGCUCGAGAUAGCACGGCGCCGUUGCUCGAGUUCCUGCACCCCCCUUGCGCAUUGCGCAUAAUUGCCGAUCAUGCGAACACCAUCGCCGGAGCCAAGGGAGCGGUGGCAAAGCUCAACGUGGUCCUCCAGCAACACCCCGGGCACCCAGCCGACCUGAUUGGCGACAGUUUCAAUCCUUGGAAGCUACAGAAGAAUAGACUCGCCAAGCUCCACGCAGCGAAAGCCGCGCGAGAGCUCAGAAAAAUUGCCGCCAACAGCAGAUGCUUCCUGAGCGCGCUCACGGAGCUCGGCCACAAAGGCGGCGCGGUACCGGCCCUGUUCGCGGCGUCCGCCGAAGAGAUGGAAGGGGUGCUCGCGGUUGCCGUGCUUCACGCCCAGAACGCCGCCGCCAUCCAGCUGUGGACCGUCCUGAUCCGGCAAGCUGGAGCCACGCGCGUGAAGGCUUUCCAGGAGCACAAAGCCGCGACUCUUGCUAAGUUCAACCACGACGUGGUGCGGCGGGUGUACUCAUUCUGUGAGCAGGCCACCCUCACGAAUUACGGCGCGCAGUUCUCCUUUUGCGAAGAGUCGCAAUUGCUGGCUCGGCUCGGGGGCGCUGCAGCAGAAGAGGACGCAGAGGCCGGGAGUGACUGGGAGAACGUGGCAGCCGGCGACGAGCACGAGGUCGACGAGGCCGCUGCUGCUGGCGGCGCCUGA
Messenger RNA from Prorocentrum cordatum, 933 nucleotides. The record is from the annotation of a GenBank genome assembly. NCBI's taxonomy places the organism in Eukaryota, Dinophyceae, Prorocentrales, Prorocentraceae.